Molecule: messenger RNA, 2373 nt
Organism: Stegodyphus dumicola
Lineage: Eukaryota; Metazoa; Arthropoda; Arachnida; Araneae; Eresidae
Product: proton-coupled folate transporter-like
Biological process (GO): transmembrane transport
Cellular component (GO): membrane
Molecular function (GO): transmembrane transporter activity
Source: RefSeq, a predicted model, not a curated record
CUACUCUAUGGGAACAAUAGUGAUUUUUGCUGGCAAGAUAACUUCGAGUCAUGUGACUUUAAGAUUGAAUGCUAUUGGUGGGAGAAGAGGCAGUUAGAUAUGAGACAAUUCUUUUAUUAUAAUGAUUCUGGGAAAUUUAUCAUGCUCCUAACACAUUUCCAUUGCUGGAAAACUGUUAUUACUGCACUGAAAAAGAUUAUGGUGAAUAUAUUUAUGUGAGAAAAGAAUAUACGGACAUAUUUUUUCCUGAAAUAUGAAUUCAUAAGAUAACAGUCCUGAAAAAUUAAUACCAUCAUGGAGGUUUGAAUAAGAAGUUAUUUGCUUUCUCGUUCAUUUUAUUAUUAAUUUAUUCUUUUAAUUUUUUUCACAAGAAUCUGAUUCUGCAGCACUUUCAGUUUUUAAAGCAUUUAUAAUAUUUUCUGAAAGCAAAUAUGUGAUAACAAUUUAUUAUGCGUUCAUAAUAUGCUCUUUGUGGAGUGAACUUAAAAGCAUUUUCAGAAAGAAAAAAAACUAAUGCCAGUCAACAAGUAAGUGCAACUAUGGAUGAAAAGAUCACACAACCUACAGUUAAAACUCCUCUUAAAAAUGACGACUGCAGCAUUCAGUACGGUGGCUUCCCAGAGCAGCAAAAUGCAUCACUUCUAAAGACAGAUUCCUUUAGUACGCAAAAUGAAUAUCCCCGAGGUCUGCGAACUCUAAAAUCUUUAACUAUAGAGCCAGUUUUCUUUUGCUUCAUGUUCGCUUACAUGUUGAACGUAUCUUGUCUGACAAAUAUGAUGAUGGAUAAAGGUUGCCUUUAUAAAUUAAACUAUUCUUCUAUCAUAUGCCAGAACCUUAGUGCUCAUAAGGAUGAAAAAGAAAAUGUUGAGAUUCUAGCUAAUAAUUAUGCAUUAUAUUCCAACCUGAUGAGUUUUAUUGGAGCUUUGACCAUGACUUUUAUUGCACCAUGGAGUGACAAAUAUGGCAGGAAACCACCUUUACUUAUGUCACUGAUUGGCUCAAUUUUAUCAGAUAUUGGCCUUCUUUUAUGCACCGUUCAUUUUGAUUCUAGGCUAGAAUACAUACUUUUAUCCAAAAUCCCAGCGGAACUCUUCGGUGGAUUCAUCUGUGUUUUGACUAUAGUAUACAGUCACGCGUCAGAAGUCUCAUCGGGAAAAAGGAGAACUUUAAAAUAUACGUUUAUAGAAAUAGCUAUGGGACUUGGUAUGAGUCUAGGAUCUUUUUCAGGGGGAUUACUCUAUCGAUACUGUGGAUAUUUUUACAUUUAUGCGACAAGUAUGGCAUUCCAUCUUUUCUGUGUUCCAUGGGUAAUUUUUGUUAUGGAAGAAACUACAGGACUAGAGUCGGAUGUUAGUUGGCCCAAAAAAUUCAGAGAUAUCUUUGCUAUUGAGAAUUUAACUAAAGGUAUUGCAGCUUGCAUCAGACCUCGAGAGAAUUAUAAUAGAUGUUUAUUGCUUUUACUGUUUGCCUCCAUGUGUACUAUCGUCCUUACUUACGAAGCAUUCGCGAGCGUAGGCUAUGUUUAUGUUCAUCACAUCUACGAUUGGGACCAGUUUACAUACAGUAUGAUCACCACCAUAUUUAUGUUCUCACAAAUGGUAAUAGCUAUUAUCGUUACUCCUAUAUUGAUAAGAGUAUAUAAAGUUACGGAUACUGCUCUUGGUUUGACUGGUACAUUGUCCAUGAUGCUGAAGAAUCUUAUCAUCGCUUUUGCAGAAUGGCGCAUCUUUCUCUAUUACAUAGGAAACGUAGUUGGAUUCGUGACACCAUUUAGUACACUGUCUGUACGAUCUGCGAUUUCGAAGAUUCUGGACAAAGACGAAUUUGGUCGAGUGUUCUCUUUUCUGGCAACCUGUGAAGCUAUUUUGCCAAUGGCUGGAACAAUUGCGGUGACCAAAGUUUUCAACGCUACUAUAGAUGUCUUUCCCAGUGUCAGUUACUUGAUGACAGUUGGCCUUUUAAUUAUUCCAUUGGGAACUUUCUCCUGGGCACGGAGUACCUCCAAACGAUCUUACGGAUUUCUAAAAGACAGAAUUUGUGGUAGCGAUGAAUCAACUAAACCACUUUCAGAAGACUUACAUUCUGUAGCUCAGCCUGAUAUUCUACAGAACUGCUAGGUCACCUAAAAAGCGAAUCAUUGAACUUUACUGUAGGUAUACUAAAACGAAAAAUUACUUAAUCAAAGGAAAUUUAUUUCUAAGAAUUUAAAGACUUAUUAAAUAUUUUAUUAUAUUUCACUUAGCCUUAGGAUAUCAGUGAAUAUAAAAGUGGUGUUUGUUGAAUGACAGCAAAAAUAAGAAAUGAAAGCUUCUAGAAGACAAACAUAAAUUUUUAAGUAUUAAAUUUAGUUAGUAUUAAAAUGUGUAUUUUAAA